AUGACCCGGUAUGUCUGUCUAACCCUCUGCGCGUGGACCCCCCCUGUUUCCACGGAACGCACGGCCGACGAGGUUCUGGUGCGAGUCUUGACGGCCGGCAUUGCUGGCGUCGACAACAUGCAGCGUGUGGGCGGCUACCCGGAUCCUCGCUGCUCCAAGCCCGGCUUCACACCAGGCUAUGAAUUUGUCGGCGAAAUUGUUCGUCUGGGUCCCUCCAUGAUCGGAACCUGCUCGCCGCAAAAAUUCGAAUACGUCAAGUCGCUCGGUGUCAUUCCCGUUGAUCGCUUUGCCCCCGAUCUCGUCGACCAGGUCUGCUCCUUGAGCGGCGGCAAGGGUGUAGAUGUGGCCUACGACGCUGUCGGAAGCGAGGAGAGCCUGAAGCGAAGCCAUCAGGCCACCAAGAAAGAUGUUGGCCAAGUCAUCUCUAUCGGAGUGAUGGAGGGGACCCAGGAAAACGGCAACGGGCUCCGUCACACUCCCGAAGAAUUAUUCCCACUUCUCUUCUCGCGGAUGCAGGCCCGGACGAGCUUAUUCACCGUCGUGCCGUCCAACGACAAAGAGUCGAAAGCUGUCGUUGUCGACGAUUUCCGGGCAAUUGUAGCCAAGGUUCGGAUGGGGAAAUUGAACCCCGAGAUUGUGAAGCUGUAUCGACUGGACCAAGCUGUGGAGGCGCAGGAGGCUAUCAUAUCUGGCAAUAAUAUCAGGGGCAAGAUGGUAUACGUUGUAGAUGGAGAGUUGGCAGCGAGACAAGAUCUCUGA
Messenger RNA from Ilyonectria robusta, 759 nucleotides. RefSeq lists its product as uncharacterized. Gene Ontology annotation, biological process: cellular response to oxidative stress. Gene Ontology annotation, cellular component: cytoplasm. The transcript has 2 exons. The record is from RefSeq and is a predicted model, not a curated record. Lineage: Eukaryota; Fungi; Ascomycota; Sordariomycetes; Hypocreales; Nectriaceae. The coding region runs from base 1 to 759 and encodes 252 amino acids. Gene Ontology annotation, molecular function: quinone reductase (NADPH) activity.